AUGCAAGAGUCCACUUCUGCACAGGUCGUUGGCCGCGAACUCUCCUCCAUAGAUGCGGAGGCACUCGGCAGACAACGGCCAGCGGCAUUCUCUACAAUAUGGCAUGAGUUGGGCUUUGCCAUCUCGCUCCUCGGCUCCAUGGCCAUGUCUGAGUUCUUCAUUUCAGGCUUCCAUAUUGUCCUUCCGCUUCUCGCCGUCGAGCUCGACAUGUCCCCCGCGGCGCAAACCUGGCCCUCCAGUGUCUUCACCCUGACCGCCGCGACGUUCCUACUGCCUCUUGGCCGACUGACCGACAUGUACGGCGCCUACGUCGUCUUCAACAGCGGUCUUGUCUGGGUCUGCAUCUGGUGCCUCGCCUCGGGCUUCAGCCAGAGCUGCAUCACCCUGAUCGUGUGCCGCGCCAUGACCGGCGUCGGGGCCGCAGCCUUUCUGCCCGCCGGCAUCACGCUCAUCGGCAAGAUCUACCGACCGGGUCCGCGCAAGAACCUAAUCUUCGCCGUCUAUGGCGCCUUUGCCCCCCUGGGCUUUUUUCUGGGCAUUCUGCUUGGAGGCGUGACGGGUCAGCUCCUGUCCUGGCGGUGGUACUUUUGGAUCGGUGCCAUGAUGCUCGCUGUCAUUUGCGCAGCCGGCAUCGUCUCGAUUCCACGGGACUUUCGCACGCGCGCUCCUGAUGGUCUAACCAUGGACUGGCUAGGGGCCGUCACGAUUGCCCCGGGGCUGAUACUGCUGGUCUAUGGCAUUACGGAUAGCUCCCAGGCACCGCAGGGUUGGGCGAGUCCGCAGAUCAUCGCAGCCGUCGUCACUAGCGCGUGCUUCCUCGCUGUGGCUGUAUAUAUCGAAGGCUGGGUCGCCACGAACCCUUUGGUUCCGUCUGAUCUUUUCUCACCAACGUACAUGAAGCGACUUGUCGUUGGACUCUUCUUUGCAUACGGCGCCUUCGGCAUAUUCCUCUUCUAUAGCAGCUUCUACCUCGAGCUCGUAUUAGAGAAGAGUCCACUGCAAACCGCUGUCUGGUAUAUUCCCAUGAUUAUCAGCGGCCUUGUUCUCGGAGCCGUUGGCGGAAUGACUCUCCACUUGCUCCCUGGGCGUACACUACUUUUACUGUCUGGGACUGGCUUUGUUGUAGCCUGCCUUCUUUUCAGCCUCAUGCCAGCAGGCCCAAACUAUUGGGCUUGGAUAAUGCCCGCGAUGAUUGCAUCGUCCAUCGGCAUCGACAUCACAUUCACAGUCAGCAACGUCUUCAUCACGAACAAUCUGCCCGGCAGGCGUCAAGGUCUCGCUGGAGCCCUCAUCAACAGCACAUUGUUCUUGGGAAUCAGCGUCUUUCUUGGUUUGGCCAAUGUAGCCGUCGCAAAUACUUCCGACUUGCCCUUGAGGAAAAAUUAUCAGGUUGCCUUUUGGCUUGGUGUGGGUGUUUCAGGAGUCGCGAUGUCGGUAUUCGCAUUUAUCGAUUUAGGGCAAGCCAAGAGUGAGUUGACAGUCGAGGAGCGAGAGCGGAUGGAACAAGGAGCUCACCAGGGUGCCUGA
Akanthomyces muscarius is the source of this 1527-nucleotide messenger RNA. RefSeq lists its product as uncharacterized. Bases 1 to 1527 code for a protein of 508 amino acids. Gene Ontology annotation, cellular component: membrane. Gene Ontology annotation, molecular function: transmembrane transporter activity. The record is from RefSeq and is a predicted model, not a curated record. The transcript has 2 exons. Lineage: Eukaryota; Fungi; Ascomycota; Sordariomycetes; Hypocreales; Cordycipitaceae. Gene Ontology annotation, biological process: transmembrane transport.